AUGGUCACUCCACCAUCCGACUUCUACGGUUCAGGGGACUAUCCCUUUGAUGGGCACCCUUGGCAGCAACAAUCCGCAAAUGGGCAUGCACGUGGGCACACCACCGGCCUGAACGGCACACAUCCCCAGCCAACACCCCCACAAAAACAGGCCCCCAUUGCCAUCGUGGGCAUGGCCUGUCGACUGCCUGGAAAUGUAUCAAGUCCUGCAGAGUUCUGGGAGUUGUGCUCCCGCGCCAGAACGGGCUUCGGGCCCAUUCCCAAGGACCGCUUCAGCCAUGAUGCCUACUACCACCCCAAUGCAGGGAAAUUGGGCUCAUACCAUGCCAAGGGCGGCAACUUUCUCACACAUGUCGACCUCAAGUCGAUGGAUGCCCCCUUCUUUGGGCUGACAGAGAAGGAGGCCAUUUCAAUGGACCCCCAACAGCGACUGCUUCUCGAAUGCACGUUCGAAGCCCUAGAGAAUGGCGGCAUCCCGAAGCACUCCAUCGUCGGCCAGGAUGUUGGCGUGUUCGUUGGCGGCAGCCUGGCUGAGGCUGUUAUUCAUGGCUCGGGUGUCAACCAGGAUGGCAAGACACCAGGAAUCACCAUGCCCAACGGCACGGCGCAAGAGCGUCUCAUCAACAAGGUUUACAGAGAUGCCGGCAUCUCGCCGGGUGACUGUGGUUUCGUUGAGUGCCAUGGCACUGGUACGAAGGUUGGUGACCCAAUUGAGGCUACCGCCAUCCACAAUGCACUUGGCCAGGGCAGGACAGCUCGUGACCCACUCUACAUAGGGUCCGUCAAGUCCAAUAUCGGCCAUUUGGAGGCCGCAUCGGGCAUAGCCGCCGUAAUCAAGGCCGUUAUGAUGCUUGAAAGAGGUUUCCUGCUCCCCAACCACGACUUCAAGGAACCAAAUGAAAAGAUUCCGUGGAAGGAGUGGAACCUGAAAGUCCUCAAGCGCCAGCAGCCAUGGCCAAAGUCGAAGAAAUACAUCAGCGUAAACAACUUCGGCUUUGGUGGAACCAAUGCACACGUUGUCUUGGGCAAGGCGCCGUCCAUCCACAAGCCUCAGCCUCCCAAGCCAAACCAGGAACCACCGCAACAAGAGACACAAUCCAUGUUACGCCUAUUUACAACCACGCGGACACCAAAAACGGAUGUAGUCCAACCAGUCAACCCAAGCAACACCAAGUUGUUCGUUAUGUCAGCCAGUGACAAGGCGUCACUUCUAUCAGUCAUGAAGAGAAUGGUGGUGUACUUGGAGCAAAGACCAGAAAUCUUCCAAAAAGACCUCAUGGAGAAUUUUGCGUACACUCUUGGUCAGCGACGCUCAUUACUCCAAUGGAGAGCUGCUAUUGCUACAGACAGCUCAUUCGACCUGAUCGAAAGCAUCAACAGCGACAAGGUCAUUCCCUGCAAACAGUCCGCCGAGAAACCCAGACUAGGAUUCAUUUUCACUGGCCAGGGUGCCCAAUGGCACGCAAUGGGCCGUGAGCUCUAUCAUCAAUACCCCGUCUACGCGACAGCCAUCAAUCGCGCCAACGAGUGCCUCCGCCAGCUCCGAUCGGACUGGUCCCUUAGCCAUGAGCUUCUGGAGAGAGAUGCAAAGAACACAAAGGUCGGGGAGGCCCACAUCAGUCAGCCUUCAUGCACCGCGGUGCAACUUGCCCUUGUCGACUUGCUGCGCUCCUGGAACAUUGAGCCGGUUGCCGUGGUCGGACACUCAAGCGGUGAAAUUGGAGCUGCCUACGCGGCCGGUCUUCUCUCCUUCGAGUCGGCCAUGGCCGUGGCCUACCACCGGGGUCGUCUAGUGCCUGUAAUGAAAAAGAGGCACUCCGGCCUGAAUGGAGCCAUGACUGCAGUGGGAGGCUCUCCUGCCGCUAUUCAGCCCCUCAUCGAUGACCUCGCCGGUAACGUCGACGUCGAGGGCAAAGUCUCCGUAGCAUGCUACAACAGUCCGUCGAGUCUAACAAUCUCGGGUGACUCCACGGCCCUCACUGCAUUUGAAGACGAGCUCAAGUCACAGUACCCCGACAUGUUCUGUCGACGACUGCAGGUAGACACUGCAUACCACUGUCACCACAUGGAUACGAUAGCCGACGAAUAUCGAGAUUCCAUUGUCAGGAAGAUGGAACAGGGCUCCCAGGAUAACAGCAACGAGCCAGCACAGUUCUUCUCUUCACUACACGGCCACAGAGUUGACGGCCUGGAAUGCGCUCACGCCGAGUACUGGGUUCACAACCUGACAAACCCGGUUCGGUUCUCCGAGGCACUGGACCACAUGAUCAAGGAGGCGGAUUUGGACAUGCUGGUCGAGCUGGGGCCGCAUUCUGCUUUGCAGGGACCGAUCAAGCAGAUUCUCAAGGCUGCAGCCACAACUACCAACGGGGACAGUGGGAAUUGUUCAAGCCGUGAUUUCUCCAAGCUGCCCUACAGCUCGGCGCUAUCAAGAGGGAAGAAUGCAGUCCAGACGGCCUUAGACCUGGCCGGUAGUCUAUUCAUGCGCGGCGUCUUUGUCAACAUGGAGGCCAUCAACUUCCCGAGCCACGACCACUUUGGCGGUAACGGCAAGCUGCCAUCUUUGCUUACGGAUCUUCCAAUCUAUCCCUUCAACCACCAGCACAAGUUUUGGCACGAGCCACGGAUCGCGGAAGCACACAGGCACCGUGGCUCCUCGCCUCGGAACGACCUCAUUGGGCUCGAGGCAAUCUACUCCAAUGAUUUGGAGCCUACCUGGAGGAACGUCGUCCGGUUGGACGACCUCCCCUGGCUCCGUCACCACAACAUCCAGUCGGUGACAAUCUUUCCCAUCUCGGGCUAUGCGGCCAUGGCUCUGGAGGCUCUGUCCAAAUGGUGUCAGAAGAAAGAUGUUCGUGAUCAAGUAACCGAGUUUGAACUCAAGAACCUCGAGGUCCUCAAGCCCCUCGUUUUCUCUGGUGGUGAUUCCGAUGUGGAAAUGACAAUCACGCUGAGGCCUUCCGACCCUCGCGACCCUGAGGCCUGGAUUGAGUUCCAGGUAUGCUCUUGGGUGCAGAAUUCUGGAUGGACAAAACACUGCGUCGGCUUGGCUGCUGCACAACUUGAGGCGUCUCGGGAGAAGAGCACAAGUGACCCGAGCUCAUCUUUGAGACGCGAGAUCGAUGCAGACCUCUCAAAUGGCGACACUCAGAUUGCGCUCCAGGGCGAGUCAAUGUAUGCCCAACUUUCAGACCUUGGCGUCUCUUACGGUCCGGCAUUCCAGGGUAUCAACAGCUCCAACGCGUCGAUGCGAUGCUCCACAGCCAGUAUUACAGCCAUCGAUGUUACACAUGACAUGCCAAGCGAGCACUCUUCUUGCGAGAUAAUCCAGCCAAACAUACUUGAAGCCAUUAUACAGUCGUACUGGCCAGUUGCUCUUGCGAACGGAGCAGGUCGUGGUAACGAUGCAACUGUCUACCUGCCCUCGUCAAUUGGCGGAUUAAAGAUUUUAAGUGAGGCAGUGGCAGUCGCUAGGGGCCCAUCUACAACAAUGAAAUCAUGCUGCAAAGCAGACUUCCCUGCACUGAGCAAGGGAGAGCAGCCUCGAGCAACCAAGGCAUCCAUUGUGGCAUCACUGGCUCUUAGCCAUGAUGACGGCGGGACCUCGAGCUUCGGAUGCUUCAUUCAGAUCGAUGAUCUUAAAGUUUCUCCUGUCUCUGGUGGAGUGGCGCAGGAAGACAGCAACGCUAUUCCGGCUCCUCGGGAGCUCUGCUACAAAAUUGAGUGGGAGACGGUGGAGAACAAGUGUUCCAACAUCUCGUCUUUGACCAAGCUCGAGCCGGAAGUUGUCAUCGUCAAAGGAACUUCAACCUACCAGCGAGGCCUGGCUCAAAUACUGGCUGGAGCUUUGCACGAAGCAACGUCGUCCCACGCCCAAACCGGUGCUCUGGGCGAGGUUGACUGCGCGGGAAAGAUCGUCAUCGUCCUUGAUGAGAUCGACAAACCAUUCCUCACAACGCCAACAGAGGAUCAGUUCCAGCAGCUGAAGAGUGCCUUACUCGGUGACUCUGACACAAAGCCGCCCCAUGGUGUCCUUUGGGUGACUAACGGAGCCAGCCAGCCGGACUCUGGGAUGGUGACCGGCCUGAGCAGAACUAUUCGCUCCGAGACACUGCUACCAUUCGCAACACUAGACCUUGACAGCAGCGACGAACCACAAGCCAUGAGAUCAAUCCUCUCAGUGCUUGGUUACGUCUUCGCAGCCGCAGAAGAUUGCACUUCGGACAGCCAGGACAUUCGUGAGCUGGAAUUUGUGACUCGUAAUGGCACAGUUCUCACCCCUCGGAUCAAGAACGACGAGGACAUGAACAGCUACGUUCAGCAAAAGCUGGACCCCACCAUACCGGAGCUCCAGUGCUUCGGCAGGGAAGACCGGUACCUAAAGCUCAAUUAUGACGCCUUGUCAAAGACCUCUGCGACAUGCCUAUAUUUUGAAGAAGACAAUGAUCACACUCUGCCACUCCUACCGGGGGAGAUCGAGUUUGAAGUCAAGGCCAUCGGUACGAAUUCCUCAGAUCUGAGCCGCGAUCUAAGCUCCAGCGAUGUCCACCUUGGAGCCGAAGCAGCAGGAAUCGUCACUCGCGUGGGUGCCAGCUCAACCACCUUCAAGCCGGGCCAACGCGUCGCCGCCCUGGCACUCCCUGUUCCUGGAAGCCAACACGGCGGAAUGUACAGGACACUUGCCCGCUCAUCAACUGCCUCCGUGAUUCAUAUACCGGAGACUUUGUCUUUCGAGCAAGCUGCUGCUAUGCCACUGGCGUACUGUACUGCUUACCACGCUGUGGUGAAUCAGGCUCGGGUGACGGAAGGUCAGAGCGUGCUUGUGCAAUAUGAUGACUCUUCUGAUUGCAUAUCUGUGGGUCAUGCUGCCAUUGCUCUUUCGCAAUUGCUGCUCGGCUCCACAGGCAAGAUUUACCUAGCUGUUGAGUCCGAGGAACAGAUGAAGGCUGUGAGCAGCGAUUUCGGGAUCGCACAGGGCCGCAUCUUUCUCUCCCCUCGCAGGGGUAAUCUUUCCGCAAUGGUGCAAUGUUGUGGAGGUCAGGAGCGUUCUAAGGGCGUCGACGCGGUCAUAUCGGUGAGAGGCUCCUCAAGCAGUUCAGGGAGUAACACGCAAGUCGCUCAAGACUUGUGGUCCUGCGUGGCUCCCUUCGGCUGCAUGGUCGAUGUUCGUGCGGGCAGGACGACGGAGGGAGUCAACGCUUUCAGUCCAGUGAACAACUCCCGUUCGAAUACCUCGUAUAUCAGCCUUGACAUUUUCGAGCUGGCUGCCGAGAGACCCGACGUCCUCAACAACGUGAUCGCCAAGGUCGGAGGCUUGGUUGGCAACGGAAAGCUGCGUUCUCUCCCUAUGGUCAAGACCAUGCCAUUAUCUGAAAUCGAAGAGAUUUUCAGACGGGUUCACACUGGACAGCAACCGGAAAAGACCGUGGUCACGGUGGACGCUAACUGCAAGAUUCUGGCAACACAACGCACAAAUCCGUUGAAGUCUCACAUUCAACCCGAUGCAACCUAUGUCCUUAUUGGAGGUACUGGAGGUCUGGGCCGCAGCAUGACUCGAUGGAUGGUAGCAAACGGGGCCAGGAACAUCGUUCUGGUUUCUCGAAGUGCUUCUGCUUCCGGAAAGGUCAAGGAUCUUAUGAACGAGCUGAGAGAAACGGCAGGCGCCAAUGUGCUCCUGCGACGCUGUGACAUAGCGGAGAAGGCCAGCGUCGAGGCUCUGUUCCGAACUGGCAUGAGUGAUCUGCCCCCAGUAAGAGGUGUUAUCCACGGCUCUAUGGUACUCAAGGAUGUCCUUUUCGAAAAGAUGGAAUUCGCCGACUAUAUGUCAGUCAUCGAGUCCAAGGUGCAGGGUGCAUGGAACCUCCAUCAUGCCACCGCCGGCAAGUCAUUGGACUUCUUCGUCGCCAUCUCAUCAACAGCCGGCAUCGUCGGCAACCGUGGCCAAGCAGCUUACGCCGCAGCGAACACGUUCCUAGAUAGCUUCAUCCAGUACCGCGUAUCACAAGGGCUGCCUGCGGUCUCCUUGGACCUGACAGCUGUCGCAGACGCGGGAUACUUGGCUGAAGCAGGGGAUGGUGAAAGCGACGGGGCCGACAGGGCAGCCGAGGUCGCCAGAAACCUUGGCGCAGAAAGCACCAUGUACGAAGCCGAGGUCCUCGCCCUGCUGAGCGCAGCCAUCGAAGGGCGCACCUCAGCCUGCAACCACCAAGUCGUGACAGGCGUGCGAAUCCCACCAGAUAGGACCAAGCUACCGUUCUGGACCGCAGACUCCAAGUUUAAGCACCUCCGCGAGGAGGCCGAGUCGUUGAUCAAGCAGAAGGAGGAGGAAGAGGGUCGGAGCUCGGCCGCGAACGGCGCCGCGUCGCUCUCCUUCAACGCGAUGCUCAAGGCGGCACAGAGCACGGUAGAGGCAGAGGACGUCAUCUGCAGGGGGCUGGUGCACAAGAUCGCGGCGCUGCUGAUGCUGGAGGAGGCUGACCUCGACGUCACGCGUAGCCUGUCGCAUUAUCCGCUUGACUCGCUCGUGGCCAUCGAGAUUCGUAACUUCCUAACGCGGGAGUUUGAGGCAAAUCUGCAGGUGCUGGAGCUUCUCAGCAGCGGGAGUAUACAGUUCCUUAGCAGGGCCGUCUGUUCCAAGAGUAAAUUGUGCCAGGGGCUGGGGGCAUGA
This is a messenger RNA of Diaporthe batatas, 6666 nucleotides long. RefSeq lists its product as uncharacterized. Gene Ontology annotation, molecular function: oxidoreductase activity; phosphopantetheine binding; fatty acid synthase activity. The record is from RefSeq and is a predicted model, not a curated record. The transcript is spliced from 6 exons. Bases 1 to 6666 code for a protein of 2221 amino acids. NCBI's taxonomy places the organism in Eukaryota, Fungi, Ascomycota, Sordariomycetes, Diaporthales, Diaporthaceae. Gene Ontology annotation, biological process: fatty acid biosynthetic process; secondary metabolite biosynthetic process.